Rhizophagus irregularis DAOM 181602=DAOM 197198 is the source of this 666-nucleotide messenger RNA. The record is from RefSeq and is a predicted model, not a curated record. Lineage: Eukaryota; Fungi; Glomeromycota; Glomeromycetes; Glomerales; Glomeraceae.
UUUGAUCCUAAAUUAUCACAAGUUUAUAAAACUUAUGGAGAAUAUCAAAAACUUGGUGAUUAUGGCGUAAAACGUAAUUUACCAAAUUAUUUACGUACAAAUGUUGUAACAAUAAAUGAAAUAGAUACUAUAGAACAUCAAACUCCUUAUAAUAGUGCUGAAACUUUAAUUAGAUUUAAAAGAAAAUGGAAAGAAAAUUUUUUAAUAUCAAAAACUGUUGAACCUUUAAAAUCAAAUGAUAUUUAUCAAAGAAAUUUUAUUAAUAUAUCAAAAUUAUCAUUAAAAGAUUUUAAAAAAUUAUUAAAAAAAAUUGAAAAAAAAAAAUAUGAUUGGAAUCAACUUUUAAUUAAUUCAACUUAUAAUUCAAAUAAUUGGUUGGAAUUUUUAGGUUUAACUUUUAUUAAAAAAUCUUCUAAUUCAAUUAUUAAAGGUUUAAAUUAUUCUCAUAAUAAUCCUGGUAUUAAUUUUAAAGUACAAGGUCGUACACUUAAUAAAGAUUCUAAUGGAAUUUUUGCUAUUGGUAUAAGUGGUUUGGUUUGUAGUUUACAUUUUGGUAAAGCUCAAAGAUUAAUUCAAGUUAAUCGUAAAAAAUUGGAUAAUUUUUAUCUUGAAAAAGUGGAUUUUGAUGAUCAAGGUCGUCCAAAUAUUAGAGUUUCUCAUUCUCCU